Molecule: messenger RNA, 1887 nt
Organism: Mya arenaria
Lineage: Eukaryota; Metazoa; Mollusca; Bivalvia; Myida; Myidae
Exons: 5
Coding region: 1100-1654 (184 amino acids)
Source: RefSeq, a predicted model, not a curated record
AACAAAUGAAACGGCUCAUUUUGUUAAGUAUUGUGGUAUUGCUAUAUGUGUCCAAAUUUGGAAGAUUAUUUGUACGCAAAUGAAUAUUUAUAGAGUUUUGAUUGACCUUUCGAUUGGGUUGUAUUUGAAUGUUUUUGGUUUAAUUAGAUAUAUAGGAUCUUUCACGAGUCGUAAGAUUAUACACAAUUUCAUUCAAAGAGUUUAGCAAAUAUGUCACUAAGUGAGCCUUUGACGAGCCAAAUAACAUAUUGCCAAGUAGCAUACAAUUGUGUAUUAUAGUAUGAUGAGUGUCAGAUUUAUCCGAUGUCUUUUCCUGUAAGAAAAUAGCUUAAGCUACCUACCGGUUUCACCUGUUUUAGUGAAGAACCGACCACCAAUGCAAUGGCAUUUAUCGCUCUUAAUGCAUUUAAGAGAUGUAGAACUUGGGAUAAUUUAAAACCACAGAUAUAUCCGAUCGUGUCUAUUUUGUUCAGAAGUAAAAUGCACUCAAACUAAGAUUAUGUCACACCAGAAAUACGUAAAUAGCUUAAAAAUUAACACAAUUUGCUUUCUUUUUAAUUGUGACGUCAUGUCCGGUAAGAUGACAUCACAAUUUAUAAUAUGUACAUGAAGUAAUUUCCUGUUAAACUCUUUAAGAACCAAAUUUUUUUUUUUUUACAAAAUCGAGAAAAAAUUAUCACGCUUUCCGCUUAGGUAUUAAAUGGAAAAUGUACUUCUUUAUUUAAGAAAAUCUUCAUCAUAAAUAAAAAAUGAGAAAGAAAACGUAAGACUUGCUACAAUACUGCCAAUUAAGCAAUUAAUUUUGCCAUUAUUUUUUUUUACAAACACGCGGAGUGAUAUAUUAUCUCACCUAUAAAAACAGGGUAAUGUUAUAUUACACAUGUGUAAUGCAGUGAAAUACAUGGUGGCUAUUUUUAGCCGGAAAAAACAACAUGUGAUAACAAGUGAUCAUUUAUUGCUGCUUAAUCAGUGUUAUAUGAGGCCUUAAUCUGUGUUAUAAUAAGGAAAUUUAUGCAUUGUAAAUUAUAAAAAAGCUUUCAGUAUAAUAUUUUGUUUCCUUAAGUCUAGGGUCUCAUUGUUGAUUUAAUAUCAGGACAAAAUGCUUAAGCUUAAGAUAAUAUUUUUAUUUUCAUGGUUUCUAUGUUAUGUGUGUGAUUUUAAUUCCGUUGAUUCUGCAAUAUAUAUGCCAAAUGCAGUCAAAGGCAGAUUUAGCUUCAGGAAUUGUAACAACACGCCUGUGCCCCUCAUCUUUGACCAUGUUGACAUUCAACCCGACCCCGUGCAAAUGGACCUUGGCUACGUCAAUCUCAAUAUGAGUGCUACACUCACGAAGAUGAUUGGUUACUCGAACAAAGUCGAUGCCAGUUUGAGCGUACGACUGAAGACAUCGAACGGUGAAACGGAGCUGUGCUAUAUUAUUGGAGGGCAAUGUUACGUAUCGGACCUCUGCUACUUCAUCAAAACAACGCUCAAUAUCCCUACGUGUACUAUUGAACCGUUUCAAGGUAACUUCUUGAAUAGAGCUCGGCAGUUCGAACAUCUGCCGUUUAUAGUGAAGGGACAAUUUACAAUCAAAGCAAACGUCAGAGAAUUAGGGGAGCCAGUGGCAUGUUUAGAAUGGACCAUGUGCUUGAAUGAUUGCAGUUUACUUUGAACAAACAUGAUGAUCAUCUACGUUGAAAGAGAAGUGGCGUCGGAGAAGUUUGCCUAGUUGCACUUAUAUGUUCACACACAUAAGAUUUGUACAACAUUGAUGUAUAAGUUUUGCUUCACCAUACUAAUAAACAGUAUUUGCUAAAACAUUCAAGCAUCGAGUUUACCCUUUUUUAACAAAACUGACUCAUUAUAUUUUUUUUAAAUAAAAGAAAUUGUUACGUUGCGUAAUAA